GCCGAGUCUUCUGCGGACCCGAUGCACGCGCAUCGCUCAGCUUCAAAAAUGUGCAUGUAAAAGUUAUAAUCUCGGUAGUAGUCAGAAGAAGAAGGGGAACGUGUGCCGCAAGAGCGAAGGGAACGGAGAGAGCUAGUGGUCUAAAUGCUUGUUCUCCGAGACAUCUCUGUCCACAAACACACGCCGAAUACGUCGCUGAUUCGACCCAGUCCUCGGAGUUUGAUCGAUCUGUGUUCGGAACCUCAAGACUUCGACCUUCCUGCUGACAAAUAGUACAUACACGGGCUUACGCCAUUAUACGAAUCGAUAUUCUCAGAGGGCAUCCGCGGUGCAUGACGUCUGAAGAUGAGUGGGAUCAGAAGUCAGGCAGGUGGAAACUGCGAAUGUGGUGGGCGAACAUGAAGACGAAUCGUAUAAGAUUCUGGGUGGCUCUGCUUGUGCUCUGGGUGCUCGCCUUCCUGGCAUUGCAAAAUUUCGACAACCGACGCUGUGCGGAGAAGAGACCUGCGACAAGCUCGAGUGCCCGGAUGCUAUUGCAAUCCAACAACUCCAACGUGCCGGACUGUCAGAGAGUUUGCGGCGACGUCUCGAUCCCUUACCCCUUCGGUUUAUCAGCACAAUGCGCCUUCAACUCCUACUUUGUGCUGGAGUGCAGGGACGACCUGGGACCAAAUCUCAAGUCGAAUAGACCAGGCCGUGGUCCGUGGCCGGUUCUGACUUACAUAAAAGCCACAUCCACUCUCCAACAAUAUUGGACCAACAAUAACACCAUAACUGAUGGAUAUUUCGAGGUGCCUUUUCUGCCAGUAACGCAAAUAUAUUCUGACCACAUAGUCGUAGAUAUGACGCAAAUUAAAGCGAUGGGUUGUUGGGCUACGGUCAAUGCCAGCCUUUCUCUGGACGCGCAAAGCCCUUACUGGAUUUCUCAGAACAACGUCUUCAUCGUCGUAUCUUGCGGUGCCACAGGAUCGGCCUCGGGUUUAAGUUUGCAGAAUCUGUAUUUCAGCACGUCGUGCGACCAAAUUCCGUGUUCCAACUCGAUCGUGGCGGCGUACUGUAACGCGUAUGACUGCUGCAUUACGUCCAUUGAUAUUACCAAGGAACUGAUUAUGUCAGGCAAAGGAAGAGGGUUUGCAGAAUUCACGAAUUGUGGCUACUCCACCCUUCUAUACCCAGGUACGUUUGCUCUACCAGGGCCUGGAGUUGGUGAUGGAACCUACGGAGUCGCUCUGUGGUAUGAAAUCCAGAGGAAUGCGACUGUUACCAACUGCGCUGAAGCUGCAAAGGAUGAAGACAAAUAUGAAUGCUCCAAUAAUGGAACAUGCUAUAACCAGAUCGACGGCUACUACUGUCAAUGCGAGAGGCCGGGCUACGAGGGAGAUGGUUAUACAUUGGGCACCGGCUGUAGUAAAGAAAUCAACGAGUGUUUGAAGCCAAACAAUUGCUCCAGCAUUGCUACAUGCGUCAACACCGAUGGGAGCUAUGAGUGUAAAUGCCCUGACAAAAUGGAAGGCGAUGGUAAAAAUCGCCUGUGGGUCUCUCAUGCUACCAAUUGCACUUGGAUCGACCAGUGUAAAAAUAAGACCGGAGUCUGCUCCCCAGAUGCUGAAUGUUUUUUCGACACCAACUCUGGCGUUGUAAACUGUAUGUGCCAAGGUGGAACUGUCGGAGACGGUCUCGUAGAUGGAACUGGUUGCAAAAAGACUUCCAAUUUGACCAUCAUUAUCGGCGUGAGUGUCGGUGGUGUGGUAUUCAUCAUCAUCAACAGCAUUCUUUUAUGGUGUUUCGUUCGGAGGAGGCGGCUUGCGUUCGAUCCAGCGAUUUUCUCACAGCAAGAGCUGCUGAAUGAGAUCGAGAACAAAGAGGGUGCCAAAUUCUGCAAAACCUUCACCUUCAACGAGCUUCGAGAGGCAACGAAAGACUUCUCGGUCGAGCUCGGAUCUGGAGGAUUCGGCACCGUAUUCGAAGGAACCCUGCCGGACGGAACCAAGGUGGCCGUCAAGAAGGCCAAACACGGAAUGGGCGAGACACGACGCGAGGCGAAGCAGUUCGUCAAUGAGAUUGUCAUUCUGUUGCAAUUGAAUCACCGGAAUCUCGUGAAAUUGCUGGGUUGCUGCUUGGAGACACGGGUACCCGUCCUAGUAUACGAAUUCGUCUCUAAUGGCAAUUUGGACGAACACAUCCAAAUGAAACGCGCAACGGAAGCUCAAAGGUCCACUGAGGGAGAGGCUGACGACACUAGCGAUUUGUGUCAUCCCCCCCUCAACUGGACUUUACGGUUGAAGAUAGCCAUUGAGACAGCGGAGGGUUUAUCAUAUCUCCACUGGGGGACGUCUCCACCCGUUUACCAUCGAGAUGUCAAGUGCGCCAAUAUUCUUCUGGAUGACGCUUACAACGUAAAAGUCGCUGAUUUUGGUUUGUCGAAACUCGUCCCCCUCGAGGACACAGCUGCAUAUGCUGUCCCAACUGCAAUACAAGGUACUCCUGGCUACAUGGUAAGUCAACCUCGUUCAUAUGUAUCUUUCAAGAUGACUGUAUCAAUCAUGGACCCAGGGCUUUUGGACCAGUACGAGUUAAAGGACAAAUCAGAUGUAUACAGUUACGGUGUACUGCUACUCGUCAUUCUCACUGGGCAGAGACCAGUGGAUCUUCAAAGACAGCCUAGGGAUCAAAAUCUUGUCAACAAAUGCAAUCGAUUGAUGACUCAGGGUCUUUUCGCGAAUAUCAUUGAUCCAAUAUUAUCAGAGGCCGUGGAGAGUCCAUCCACCCUGGAAGCCAUGGAUGCAGUUGCCAAGCUUGCAAUCAAGUGUGUAAGCAGAGAUGGCCACGAUAGGCCAACCAUGAAAGAAGUGGUUUCGGAGUUACACACUAUUCAACGAAAGACAGAGACCUCAGAUUCAAAAAUGGUUAAGAGUCUGGCGAAGAAGGUUAACAUAUCAGAAGAGUUCUCUUUGGUUCCACUUGCUGGUGGACAAUGGCACAAGUCCUACGACAUAUCUACCUCAAUCUCCGCCGUAGGGCGGUAAGUGGUAGGAAAUUGAAAGUUCGCAGCAGUCUUCAAGUGUACUCAGUGAGUCUGAACUUUCGAAGCAAGAAAGAUUCCCGUCCCGUGGAAAUCCUUGAGUAUGGGAUCCUUUUAUUGUAUCAUAAGGGACCUGUAAAUUAAGAGAGUAUGUGAUGAAUCGAGGUAGUAACAAUCAUUCGAUCAGGUUGAUUAUCGGUUCCUGGAUCCAUUUCCGGGCCUGCAGCUCCAGUUUUUUUGAGUGUCUUGCUUGGGGAUUCAUAUCUCUCUAAAGUAGAAAUAGAAACAUUAUCUAGUCUUCCAGAAGUUUGUCAGGGGAUGGAAAACCAACUUUGGUUGCAGAUCAGAGAGUAGGAACUGUAAGUCUUAUUUUUGCUCAUCAGAAUCUA
Molecule: messenger RNA, 3411 nt
Organism: Marchantia polymorpha subsp. ruderalis
Lineage: Eukaryota; Viridiplantae; Streptophyta; Marchantiopsida; Marchantiales; Marchantiaceae
Source: the annotation of a GenBank genome assembly